This is a messenger RNA of Podarcis lilfordi (Lilford's wall lizard), 16944 nucleotides long. The record is from the annotation of a GenBank genome assembly. NCBI's taxonomy places the organism in Eukaryota, Metazoa, Chordata, Lepidosauria, Squamata, Lacertidae.
AUGAACCUGGAGGGCGAGCGCGGCAUCCACAGCACCAGCGAGGGCGGCGGCGGCGGGAUGAGCUCGGUGAGCUGCGGCAACGGGAAACUCCGCCAGUGGCUGAUCGAGCAGAUUGACAGCGGCAAGUACCCGGGCCUGGUGUGGGAGAACGACGAGAAGAGCAUCUUCCGCAUCCCCUGGAAGCACGCGGGCAAGCAGGACUACAAUCGAGAGGAGGACGCCGCUCUUUUCAAGGUAAGGGGUUGGCAGUUCAGAUUUAGCAGAUUUUGCGAUCCAGUGGCUUGGAUAUCAGCCAGAGCCGAAGGGGCUGUUUGCAUUUCCUUGCGCAAGUUUGGCUCCAGUCUCCCAUCAGAAGCAAAGUGUGCAUUUACUUGGAAACGGCCCGUGCUUUUAAGUGGAACUGGUUCCAGAUUUAGGGUCAGGUGCAGUUAGAUGAUUUAGGACCAUUGGGUAACGUACAUGGAAUUGGCUAUUUUAUCUUGUCAACAGUCUGCAAGGUAGAUCGGACUGGAAGAUAGGUUUGGCUGAGGCCACUCAGUAAACUUCCUGGCCGAUCUGGGAUAUGAAGCUAGAGCUCAUUGGUCCAACUCCACCCUCUGUCCACUUUCAGCCUCACUGGCAAAUUCCACAAAGGCGCAGGGUCCUUCUGUAACCUUUAGCCUGUAACAAGUGAAAGUACAUUUUCCCUAGCAGUAGAGGCUCACCUGUGACUAGUUAAAGAAAUAUUAGAUGUUCCCUAAACUGUGUGUAGACUGAAGAAACCAAGAGGUAGAUUGGACUCUGCCCCUAUUAGAAUUGCUGGAGAGUGGAAUUAGGAGGGUCUUUUAUUUUAGGGCACUUCUUUUCUCCGACUUUAAGAGAGAAAUUAAAUGAUCACUAGUCAACGACGGAAUUAUCUUUUCUACCCAACUAGCAUCCUAGAUGCUUCUGAAUUAAAAUGCCAGCCAAGCUGCUUUCCUGUCACACUUGAAAGACUCCUUCCAUGUUCUACAAUUCCCUCUUCCUUAUUUGAUUAACUACCCCAAGGCGUGACUCUUUAUGGCUGCAAUGAUGCUCCGAGUUGCACAAACUUGCAUUCUGUAGACAUCAAUGGAACUUGUGUACAAUUUUGAACAGGAUUGCAGCCUUUGUCAUUAAACUUCAGCAAGCACCAUAAUAACUGUUUAGCAAGACUUCCUUUCUAAAACUCCUUCCGUUGAUUGUUAUUGAAUAGCAUUACCUGCAGCAACACUGUUCCAUUUCUGCUAAAAUGAAUGUAGCUAAUUACUUUUAAUAGUAACUCAUUUUUAAAAGCAACCAUUUACGCUACUGGUUGAUUCCACAAGCAACGCCUUCCCUCCUUAAUUACUCAGCCUUAAUGUUAAACGUUGGUAUGGCUUUCUUAGCUUUGUGUACUGAACUCAUACUGUGACAGGUCUUUUUAAAAAGCCAUCUCUUGACUUGAAAAUAGUUUUUACCUUUUAGCUACCUGCAGAUUCCAGUGACUAGACUGGACUUGGCAGAAGUUAUUUCCACCUCAGCGUGAUACGAAACAAGAGUUCAUAAUUCCUGACUACAGUGGUACCUCGGGUUACAGACGCUUCAGGUUACAGACUCCGCUAACCCAGAAAUAGUACCUCGGGUUAAGAACUUUGCUUCAGAAUGAGAACAGAAAUCGCACAGCGGCAGCGGGAGGCCCCAUUAGCUAAAGUGGUACCUCAGGUUAAGAACAGUUUCAGGUUAAGAACGGACCUCCAGAACGAAUUAAGUUCUUAACCCGAGGUACCACUGUAUGCUGACUAGGUCUGAUGGCAACUGGAGUACAGCACAUCCAAAGAGUCACAGAUUGCACAUCCCAGUUAUGAAAGAUUGAGUGUUUUUACAUCCUUGCUCCCAUCGUGUGCUGUCUGCAAGCAGGGCUCUUAUUGAACUCUGCGCCACAUAGAAUGAGAAGACUAGAAGAAGCUGGGACCGCAUCUGCCGCCAUAGCUGCAUUAUUAUUAUUUAUAUAGUCAGGGAGACCAUAGCUGAGUGGUAAAGCAUCUACUUUGCAUGCAGAAGGUCCCCAGUUUGAUCUCUGAGGUCUCAACGUAGGGCUGGGGGAGACAACAGAUGGACCAAUGAGUCUGACUUUGUUUAAAAUACCCAAGGUCCUAAAAAAUCUGCCAUUCCUUCUGCCUGCAUAGAAUCUCUGACAUCUUUCUGAGAGGCAGUGUGGUAUAGUGGUUAGAGCGCUGGACUAGACACAGGUUUGCAUUUCUGCUCAUGCCUGAAACUUAACUGGGUGACUUUGGGCCAAUCACACACUCUCCAUCCAACCUACCUCACAGGGUUGUUGUGAAGAUAAUACAGAGAAGGGGAGAACUGUGUCCUUGAGCUCCUUGGAGGAACAAGGUGGGAUAAAAAUGUGAUAAUAAAUACACAAAUAAAAACAGGAAAGCUUAUAGGUGGUUAACUGCAGCCUGAUUUAUAUAUCUAUUAUAAUACUGCACCCCUGCUUUCUCCACUCACCAACUGCCUGCCAUUCCCUCAUUAACCUCUUAGACUUUGAGCUUCCCACAUCAUGCUCACUUUUUCACCUUUGGGAACUCACUUCUGUCUUCUGUUCUGAAGUCCCGCUUUGCACCCAUUUUCACCUUCACCCCAUGCUUUCACCUCCCCUUCCUUUUGUGCAACUCGCUCCCACUGCACACAAACCACUUGCAUGGUAACAUUCUGUAUCCUCCUCCCACACAUCACAACUACUAAGCACCCUUUUCGUCUUCUGCCCAGUUAUGAAGCUACUCCCCUCCUAUUCUGCAGACUUUUAAUGACCCAACAGUGGUACCUCAGGUUACAUACACUUCAGGUUACAGACUCCGCUAACCCAGAAAUAUUGCCUCGGGUUAAGAACUUUGGUUCAGGAUGAGAACAGAAAUCGUGCUCCGGCGGCGCAGCAGCAGCAGGAGGCCCCAUUAGCUAAAGUGGUGCUUCAGGUUAAGAACAGUUUCAGGUUAAGAACGGACCUCCGGAACGAAUCAAGUACUUAACCCGAGGUACCACUGUACUUGCAUCUUCAACCCCAUUCCCAUGCCUCUUGCACCCUCCAUCUGCACCCCAGCUAUCACCUUCACUCCCUUUUCCCUGCCACCCUCCUCUUCACUUUUCUCAACUCUUCCGUGCACACAGAGCAUUCCAUUUUCAUGCUUCCUCUCUCCUAUUCUACACCCCAUUUGCAAAAGGCUCUGUGUUCGUUCUUUCUCUCAUGUGAAGCAGCUGAAGAAUGGAAGAGGGAGAAGUUUGAGUACAGCAAGAAGGGAGAUUCACUGAAAGGGAAAAAAGUGGCUGUUUUAAACAGUGGCAGAAGUUUGAGUAAAGUGGGGAGUGGAUAAAAACAGAGAGGAAAAUGGCAAUUUUAAACAACAACAGUAAAGCAGGGAUGGCGUGACAGUGAGGGUAUUCUUUUUUAAAACAAACAAAUUUUAACAAGAAAAAAUAGCAGAGAUGGGUACAACACAAAAGAUAAUACCAAAAAGAAAACACAACAACAACAACAACAUAAUAAUAAUUUAUUACUUGUACCCCGCCCAUCUGGCUGGGUUUCCCCAGCCACUCUGGGCGGCUUCCACAGAAACCAAAAAUACACUAAAAUAUCACACAUUAAAAACUUCCCUGAACAGGGCUGCCUUAAGAUGUCUUCUGAAUGUCAGGUAGUUGUUUAUCGUUUUGACAUCUGAUGGGAGGGGGUUCCACAGGGCGGGCUCCACUACCGAGAGCCUUUCCAAACUCCCUUCUUACUGUACUCAAAUAUUGCUUUAAAAUGCCAGUGUGGUGUAGUGGUUAAGAGCGGUAGUCUUGUAAUUUGGUGAACCAUGUUCGCGUCCCCACUCCUCCACAUGCAGCUGCUGGGUGACCUUGGGCUGGUCACACUUCCCUGAAGUCUCUCAGCCCCACUCACCUCACAGAGUGUUUGUUGUGGGGGAGGAAGGGAAAGGAGAUUGUUAGCCGCUGUGAGACUCCAAACUCUUCUCUUCUUCUUCUACUUCCUCCCCCACAUUGUCUUCCUCCCCGACCCGCUUGCUCUGCUCAAACUUUUGCCAUUCUUUAAAAUCACUGCUUUGUUCCUCUCAGUGUUCCUCCAUCUAUGCUUUACUGAAACUUCUGCUGUUGUUUAAAGCACCCACCUUUCCUUACUUUCAGUGUCUCUCCUUUCAUGCUGUACUCAAACUUCUCCGUCUUCCAUUCCUCAGCUGCCUCAGGCGAGAGAGAUAAAGGACACGGAUUCCUCAAAUAUUCCAAAGUAUCUUUAUACAAUGCCACUGUUUAAAAUUGCUUUCCCCCCUCUCAGUGUCCCUCCAUGCUAUCAUGACUUCAUGCAAAUUCAGAAUUGUGAUGCAGCACUACAGAUCCUUCAAGGGAUUACAUUUUUAUUAUAUAAAAAUCACACACACACACACAUUUUAUACACUGUUGUUCUAAGCUGCCCUGUGCUCCAUACUGGAGGAACGGUGGGACAGAAACUAUCUAAUUCAUAAAUGAAGAAAUAAAACAUGUUGUGCCUACUCCAUGCUGUUUUGCAGUGAACUAAAAUAGCACAGGGCCUUUGCAAAUGGCACAGGGUCUAUAUACUUCCUGUAGAACUGAAGUAUCUACUAUGAAUCUAGAACGACAUCUAGUUCUUUUUCUGCAGUCUUCUCUGCUGAAAAAUGGCACUGCGUUGGAAAUUUGGUUUGUAGCUGAGCUAUGCCUAGGGAAGUGAAAAUCUUAUAGCAGCAGGGGAAAAGCUAGUGUUAGUCCCAUCAGAGAACUUCCACGAUGAACACACGUAUCGUGCUACUUAUAUUGUUGAGUAUAGGUAUGUUUAAAGGAGUUUUUAAAAACAAGAUGUUAACCACCAUCAAUAUUUCCAGGCUUGGGCUCUGUUUAAAGGGAAGUUCAGAGAAGGCAUUGAUAAGCCAGAUCCCCCCACCUGGAAAACAAGACUGCGGUGUGCUUUGAACAAGAGCAAUGACUUUGAAGAACUCGUUGAAAGAAGCCAGCUGGAUAUAUCAGACCCCUAUAAAGUGUACAGAAUAGUACCAGAAGGAGCAAAGAAAGGUAAGCUUUCAUUAUACAAAACAAUCCCAUUUAUUGAGAUGGUGCUGGGGUGGGGUGGGGAUAUACAACAGCACUAUAAUUACUUUAAGCAAUGAAGUUUGGUGAAUUAAAAAUCUAAUGCUUGUUUAUAUAGGUUUACAAUAGAAGCACCUAGGGUUCAAAUAACUGAUGCAGUUCUGCCUGAUUCUGUAAGCAAAUAAAUUAUACAAUUCGGGUGAUUUGCAUGUAUGUUGUCUUUUAUCCUGAUAAAGUUUUCCAGUGACAGACUUCUAUAUUGAUCCCCUAUCUGUAUAGCGUACCAAGAAACUUAAUGGCUAUGAAGUAGACUGAAGCAAUAACAAUGUCAUUUUUAAUGUGCAAGCUACUUUUCUCACAAGGUUCUUCAAGAUACACAUGCGUAAAUUUCCCUGUUUUAUAUACACAGGAGCAAAACAGCUUAGCAUGGAAGAUCCCCAAAUGAUUAUGAAUAAUACUUACACCAUGAACUCGUCUUACUCUGCACUACCACCUCAGGUAUGUAUAAAUACAUAUAUAUAUAAUAUGGAUGUAUUUUAGCUUUGAUGUCAAAUUAUGAAGAUGUACUGAUACCAUUGCUGUUUCAUUCCUUGAUCGAGUGUGAGAUUGAAAAAGAGUAGCAAAGAGUACAACUACAACUUAAGAAAUGUUCCCAGAGAGUUCAUAGGUGUUGCUGUGAUCCGAUUUUUUUUUGGAACCCAUACUAUUAGCUCUUAUUACAUUUCAUAUCUGUUUCAUCAUUUGCAGUCCAAGUAUUCAUCUUCAUAAAUUUCAAAUCUUUACAUCCCCCUGUAAAUGUUAUUUAAAAAAAAUUAAUUAACAACGCUGGAUUUGUACCAAUGCAUCAGUUUCAUGUGCGCUUCCUCUUCCAAGGGGACAUUGGGUGCUGUAUCUUCAUUAUUUGUAGGGGAGAGCCGGUGAUGAAACACAUCUUUUGUGUGCAUAGAGUCCCAUGUUCUGCCCCCUGGCACCUGUACUCAAAUAAUCUCUGGUAGCAGGUUUUGGAGAGAACACUGCGCAAGACUCUGGAGAGCAUUUUGUGUUUGGACAUUUUGAGGAUGGCAUGUAGUCCAGGUGGGAAAGCUUGAAGAUUCUGUCUGCAAUUAACUAUAACUAAAACCAUUAUAUGGGGACACGGGUGGCGCUGUGGGUUAAACCACAGAGCCUAGGGUUUGCUGAUCAGAAGGUUGGUGGAUCGAAUCCCCGUUACGGGGUGACAUCCUGUUGCUCGGUCCCUGCUCCUGCCAACCUAGCAGUUCGAAAGCACAUCAAAGUGCAAGUAGAUAAAUAGGUAUCGCUCCGGCGGGAAGGUAAAUGGAGUUUCCGUGCGCUGCUCUGGUUCACCAGAAGCGGCUUAGUCAUGUUGGCCACAUGACCCGGAAGCUGUACGCCGGCUCCUUCGGCCAGUAAAGUGAGAUGAGCACUGCAACCCCAGAGCGACUGGACCUAACAGUCAGGGGUCCCUUUACCUUAAAACCAUUAUGUGAUGUGUGGGACACCACAGCCUGACCCUGCACACUUUAUUCAUGACCAAGAGACUGGUUUGACAGCACUGGAAGGACCACACAGCUGCUUUGAGAGCUCAUUGGCCAGAGGAUCUUUAUUCUCCUGCAGCAUAUGAAAACAGUACUUUUGUCUGAAGUUGUAAGGAUCACAACUAUUCUGAGAUCUUGGACCCCUACUCAGAGCUGUUUGCCUGACUUGCAUGCCGUAUAAAAUCUGUCAAUGCCUCUCCCGUCCUCUUUUGUUAUUUUGUAUUAUUGGUUUUGGCCACACAUACCUGCUUUUUGCAAAAUUGCAUUGUGAAUUGACAUACUUUGCUGAUGUGUUUUCUUUCUCCUUAGAACUGUGAUGGAAAACCUUUUUUUAAAAAAUGCAUUAAAAAAACACCACCACAUUAUGUAAUAUUUCGUUAAACAUGCAGGUGCCAAGCUACAUGGUGUCUCAUGACCGUAAUUGGAGGGACUAUAUGCCGGAGCAGUCACACCCCGAUAUCUCCUACCAGUGUGCAAGCGUUCCUUUUGCAGCUCGCAACCACCACUGGCAAAGCCCAGCAUGUCAGAACGGUAAGAAGAUUCCAGUGUUUUUAGACAGAGCUGUAUCUGGUGGUUAUUUAAAUUGUGAAAGAAGUUGUGGUUCCUGACCCAGUGGCUGUGUCCAUGUGGUUGCGAAUAAGGUGUAAAGUGGAUUUCCUCAUUCAUUUCAUUAGAAGACACUGCUCAGUAUAUUUAGCACUUUGUGUAUGUAAACGUCCCCUCUUCGUUGAAAUGAAUGGGGAAGCCUUGGAAAGUGGGAAAACUCUAUAUGUGCAUUCCACUGUUGGAAGAAAGUACAAUGGUAUGAAUGAGAUUAGGCAGCCAAAAGUAAGGACUUUAAAACCUCAUUUAAGGGAUACGCAAGCACUUGCAAGAUCCCUCUCACUGAAAUCAAUUGGACUUGCAGAAGUGGUUAACUUUGGAGUAUGUUCUAAGGUUCCAUUACAAUGAGCACUCAGUAUAAGAAAAUGGUGCAAUCUCCACAGGAGUGUGGAGUGCUUUUACUUUGAAGAUUCAGAAUAAUGGACGAGGCAAAGUAGAUAAGUCAAAUGGGCCUAUUUCUGAUGGUGCACAUAAUGAAAGCUUUUCAGUGUUGACAAAACUGAUGUUAUUCUGCUGCAUAAGAGCCAACCCCUAGGGGCUGAGGUCUUUUUGACUCCCCAAAAUAAAAUAUUUCAGGAGGCCAGGGCCCUCCAAAUUUCAUGGGCAUUGCCAAUCAAAUGGUGUGUGUGCACCACAUCAUGUGAUCAAUUAUGUAGCAUCCUCCAGUAUUUUAGCCAAGUUGGCACCCCUGUUCUGCAUAGUGGGGUCACCAACAUGGUGCAUGCAAGCACACAUGUGCCUGCCAAAGCUUUUCCUGGUGCCCACAGUAACCCCUCCUCACACCACACCCAUUGUAGUCUGGCCUGAAAGAAGAAGAAGAGGAGUUUGGAUUUGAUAUCCCGCCUUUCACUCCCUUUAAGGAGUCUCAAAGCGGCUAACAUUCUCCUUUCCCUUCCUCCCCCACAACAAACACUCUGUGAGGUGAGUGGGGCUGAGAGACUUCAGAGAAGUGUGACUGGCCCAAGGUCACCCAGCAGCUGCAUGUGGAGGAGCGGAGACGCGAACCCGGUUCCCCAGAUUACGAGACUACCGCUCUUAACCACUACACCACACUGGCUCUCUCAGAAAAGACUUCUUUCUUUUCUCUUGCAACCCAAAAAAAUCACCCUCCCCUCCUGCAAUUAGUUUUUUUAAAAAAUAAAAUACUAUGAUAGAAGGCUUUCCCCAAGCCCAAUUGCCUGUGUGUGUGUGUGUGUGUGUGAGAGAGAGAGAGAGACAGAGAUAACUUCCUGGAGUGGGUUAACCAGUUCCUGCUCAGCCACACUCUCCAGGAAGAUGACGCCCCUCCCCUUGCCAAAAACAAAUUAAGUUUGAAAAAAGGCUGAAACACUGUUCCCUGUUGGAGGGCAGAUGGGGUUGAGAAUGGAUGAUUGUGGGGCAUGUAUAUUUGCAUGGCUAUGGAGUGUGCAUAGAAUCAUAGAACUGUGGAGCUGGAAGGGACCGUGAGGGUCCUCUAGUCCAACCCCCUGCAAUGCUGGAAUCUUUUGCCCAGCGUCAGGCUCGAACCCAUGGCCCUGAGGUUAAGAAUUUCAUACUGUACCAAAUGAACCCUGCCAGCUGCCUGUGUGGUUGCAGUGCGGUGCCAGUGCCUAUUACUCAGGUUUCCAAAAUUGGCAAUCGCUGCUCCAAGUGCUUCAUAAACAUGGAAUGCGUUCAGUGAAGCCUGUCAAAUAAAAGCAUAUUGCUUUAUUAAUUUUUGGCUUCCCUCUUUCACCUACUAGCUCAUGAGUGAAUCUGGCUGAUUUCAACGCAAUACAUUAUAAAUGAACAGAUAUUUAAGGCACAAUGAUACACCCCAAGUCAACCACUUCUCUAAGUCCUAUUGAUUUCUGUGGGAGAGUUUAUCACUUAGAUGCUUUUGCAUCUCUUUCAAUCCUAACCAUGAAUCAUUAAAGCUGAAUGCCUGAAGAACCCCCUUGAGGGUUUCCUAGCUCUGUGACAUCACAAAGCCAGCUGAUCCUAUGCAAAGUAGGUUUUAGUUUUAAACUUGCACAACCGGGCAUUCUUGCUUUCCUUUUUCUUUUUCUAAGUGCUUAGCCUAAGAGGGACAAGUAGAUUUGGAUGCAAUCUAGUGAAAGCAUUCCAUACUGUUUCCAAUGCUGUAUAAAUGUUAAAUCUGCCUUCACUCUAAGGCUGCAAGCCUGUGCGAUGUAGUAAUUAGAGGGCUGAACUAGGAUCAGAGUGACCCAGGUUUAAAUUCCCAUUCCACCAGAAAAUUUACUGGGUGAUGUUGGACUAGUCACUAUCUCCCAGCUUGGCCUGGCUCAUAGCAGUGCUGCCAAUUCCAGGGGGCCACAGGGGCCCAGACACCCACAAAUUUUUUUUUGCUGUGGGUGCCCAGCCUCUGCCCCCUGCCCAUGCUGCCUGCUGCCUUGCCUCUGGUGUUGUGGCACUGCAGCAGCGACUGGCCCUGUGCUCUGCCGCAGGGUCUCUGUUGGGGCUCAUUGCAGCUGCAGACAUGCUUCCAGAGUGCGACUACUGCUGCAGCAGGCCCCAAUAGAGGCCCUGCGACAAAGGUGCAGGCCCUGGCCCAGUCGCCACUGCGGCAGCAGAGCGCACAUGCACCAUAACAUUGCAUUGUGGUACGGCAUCACAGUGUCACAACAGGACAACACAGCGUGCAUGCGCUGGGCACCCACAGUCUGGGGCCCAAGUUGGCACUACUGCCCCAUAAGGUUGUUAUGAGAAUAAAGUGGAUAGAACCACACAUGCUACUUUGAGUACCUUGGAGGAGCGAAAAACUAAACACAUUUACUAGAAAGUAAGCCCCUGAAGUCAUUCCCAGUGCCAUGCCCCUUCUGGAGUCAUGCAAUGGUUUAAAGCAGCCUUUCUCAACCUGUGGGUCCCCAGAUGUUGUUGAACUACAACUCCCAUCACCCCUAGCUAGCAAGGCCAGAGCUCAGGGAUGAUGGGAGUUGUAGUCCAACAACAUCUGGGGCCCACAGAUUGAGAACCGCUGGUUUAAAGCAUCCACGAGGUACCACUUAGUGUGAGGAAGUACAGAAGCACCAAGGGAUCCAUCUCUGCAGCCAGCACAAGGCCCUCCAAACUCAGCCGAAACAUCCAGAGUCCAGGAGAAGGGAAGCAUCUGCCAAGGUUUUCGUAAACUACCUGUGAGCACUGCUGAAAGACAGCAUAUAAACAAACAAACAAAAUGUGUUCAGGUCGAAAUGGAAGGUGAAUUUCUCAGACUGGAGGGAGAAAGCCUUCAAUGGAUUUUGGACCGCUUGGCAACAUAGUUUGUGAACAGAAACUUUUUGUUUGUGAAAGCAGGUUGUCAGGUAACUGGAACCUUUUACGCUUGUGCGCCACCCGAGGCACAGACUCCUGGGAUCCCAAUAGAGCCGAGCAUAAGGUCUGGUGAAGCUCUUCCAUUGUCAGGUAUAUAAAUAAUUCAACAAUUGGCACGUAACAAUGAUUUCAUGAGAGCCCUCUCAUAACUUUCCAGAUAAGUUUCACACACACACACAGACCCUUUCCCCGUGAGCUCAAAUGAGAGGAUAACUCUGAAAUUUCCAUCAAUGUUUGGUUGUCUGAUUUGGUUUAAAAAAAUGUAAGGUGAAUACAGGGUGUGCAUACAUGUUGGUUGUGCACAUUUAUAUGAAGUGUGGAGAAUGUUCACAGACAACAUGAACAAGGAAUUUUGUGCAGUGCCCAGUCAAUAUGCGUUGAAUUUUGGGCAAUGCCUAGUGAAUGUGCCUGGGUUCCAAAUGAUGUUGGAAAAUGGUGGCCAAAGUCGAUUAGGUGGUGUGUUUAUUGGCCAGUCAAAGCAGGAAGCAACCAGAGAGAGCUCCUCCUCAAUAGAAGUUCCUAUCUGUGGAGUUCUCUCCCAGGGAUGACCUGUUUAGCACCAACCAUGUUAUCCUUUCAGUGUUAAGCAAAGGAUUAUCUCAGACACUUGAAUAUAUUUUCCUCUCUUUAGAUGGUUGGUAAAUAUUUUAUAUUAUAUUUGAAAACUGCUAUGGAAGUUCCACUGAAGAGCCGCAUAUAAAUAUUUAAAUAAACAAAAUUAUCCUGUCGGGGACUAUGUGGAUUACCCAGGCAAUCAGUGAAACGUAUGUGGAUGUGUUGCACAUCAACCAGGCAUUAAAGUACAACUGAUCAGUUAAUUUCCCCCCAAAUCAUUUGGCAACGACUCAUACCGUCGGCUGUAACAUUCCCUGUUGAUGGUUUGGUAAACUUUCUCCAUCCUGUCAUGUGAGUGUACAUUAUGACUGAUGUUCAUGCACAACUACUAGUCAAUUCCCAUUAAUGUACAUGUUGACAAGAAUUCCGUACCGCUUAAGCUUUUGCACAAAGUUAUUUUUAGUGGCGUGUUUGUAGAUGUGUUAUCUUGGUGUAAGGGUGGCUCAUUUCACUAACUACCUCUUGCUGCCCAUACCUGCAGCACAACAGCCAUAUUUGUUACUUGCUCCAAUGUUCCACCACCAAAAAAAACCCCGUGGAACAGCUACCUAUCAGCUAUCAAGUAACCUGCAUUUUGACUUGGCCAACAAGCAAGGCUACUGCAUAGCUCAACUCAGUGAAUCAUAGGAAUCACUAUGCCAAUACCCUCAUAACCAGCAUUUCCCCAGCUAAUCUGCUGUGUGGCACAAUCAUACACAUAUUUAAGUCCCACUGUGCUUAAUUUCCUAGCAAGUGGUUUUAAAAUUGCAUAUGCAUUCUCAGGUUCAAAGUCUGCCACUGAAAAGUGGUUUGAAGCCACAUCUCUGAGAUGCUAUAUGUCACUCAACCUCAAUGCUUCUUAGCUUCCUUGUAGAUGUUACAUGACAUGCCAUUGUCUGGUGUCCAACGGUUAACAACAAUUCUGCAUAAAUAUGCUUUCAGAUUGUCGAUUGCACAUCUGUCUAUAUUACCAUGAAACUCUUGUGAAAGAAGUCACUACUUCAAGUCCUGAGGGGUGCAGAAUAUCUCAUGGCCAAAGUUAUGAGGUCAGCGGGCUGGACCAAGUUCUUUUCCCUUAUCCGGAAGAUCACAACCAGAGGAAAAUAACUGAAAAAUCCUUAAGCCACCUGGAAAGGGGAGUAAUACUCUGGAUGACACCUGACGGACUCUAUGCUAAGAGACUUUGCCAAAGCAGGAUCUAUUGGGAUGGUCCUCUGGCAUUUUGCAACGACCGGCCUAACAAACUGGAAAGGGAGCAGACAUGCAAACUUUUUGAUACUCAGCAGUUUUUGUCAGGUAUGUAUGUUACAGUCAUAAAUGCAUCCUUGUAGGUUGUGUGAUGCAAGCUUCUUAUUUUGUCAUAGCAGUGGGUUUCAGAAGGAGCUGGAUACACAUUCAGUCUAUUUGACCAUAGCAUGAGCUGAAAUAUUACCUAAUUUGCUAAAAAUUUCUAAUUAGCCUUCACUUGAGAAAUGUAAUGUAAGCUCACCAGUUGUCCUACUGUUGGCUAAUAAUGCUUCUCACACACAUUUUUUUGCCUGCUCUUCAGUGGUGUAAUAUUUCAGAAGGUGUUUUUUUUCUUAUCUGCAUUCUUAAAUGCUCCUUUAGUCUUUGGUGUCCAGGGUGCUAACACUUACAGUUAUAAUGUGUAACUUUUGGUAUGUACAACACUGGCUGUUUUGCAAUGAAAAUAACAUUGAUAUAAGAUUGUGCAGCUUCAGGUUUUACUUCGGUGAGAUCAAAUGGGCUAAUAUAAACACAUCUGCUUAAUUAGAGACUGUGAUACUGGAUAUAGAAACAACUGGACUGAAAUUAACAUUUCUUAUCUCCAGCAAAUUUGAAAGUGGAAUAUUUUAAACAGAUUAUUUAGUGGGGGUUUUUUUUAAAAAAUGGAAGCACCAUUUUAUAGAUUUGCCUUUUUGGAUUCCAAUAGUCUUUAUUGUAAAAUCCCCAUAAACCCCCAGUUAUACAAUUCUGAGUGAACAAAUAAUAGAUUGUAACUCCGCUAAAGGCAUGUGGGAGACUUGUGUCUUCUCCAUACAUAUUUUAGAGGUUCUCCUCUAAAAUCUGGGGUCUUUUCUGGAAGCCAGCCAGCUCUGGUUUCUCCCAGCUUGAGACAACCAUGGCAUACCUGGAAGCACUCAAUAAACUGGAAACAGUAAUGUCCUGCCAAAUUGAGAGAAAUUUUGUUACGCUUAUGUAGCUGAUCAGAAAGCUGGAAAACCAGGGAAGUUUACAAUUUUCAACAUUGCUGGAUAGGAUGUUGCAGAUAUGUACUGAUUUGGAUUCUAGAUUUUGUUAGGUCUUUUGCCAUCCUCAUUGCCACAUCUUUUGAUCAGUAUUAUAGGCUGAUUUUCCAUGAUAUUUGUUUUUCUGCCAUAGCUCUGAAGUUUAGUCCUACAUAAUAGCUUGAGUAUUUUCUGUUGGCUUUCCAGAACUACAAGUAUUUGCCCACCAUGGGCGGCCGUUGCCUAGAUUCCAGAUUGUGUUGUGUUUCGGUGAAGAGUUUCCAGAUCCACAAAGGCAAAGAAAACAAAUUACAGCCCAUGUAAGUAUAAACGAUUUGAUUUGCUUGAAACUAGGGGUAUGCAAAUAUAUUAAAGGGGGUAAGGGGAAUGCUUAAAGUGAAUUAAUGUAAUCCAAUAUAUUCAAAUAAUGUUGAAAAAUAGCAUUGAAAUGAAAUGUAAAUCACCACUCUUACAGCUAGGCAGUACCGUAUAACUGAAACUUCCUUAAGUACAAUAAUCGCCUGGAAAUAUGCAACACCAGUUUCUGAGUGAUUCACAUCUGUGAUUACACUUCUGAUUUAAGCUAAAUGUUACAACAAUUCAAAUAUUCUGAAAUUGGAAAUCACGGUUUAUUUCAAUACUGCUAAAUAAACUAGACAUGAACUAUAAAGAGGGGGCUUUCUGGCUUGCCACCAAUUGUUCAUGCUGUGUUGAUGUUUUUAUAGCAUUCUACAAAGCUGUACUAAAUUAUGCUUUGAGCAAAGUGGAUGAGUGGAAAUCUCACCCCCUUACUUCCAUAGUGAUUCCCUCCUCCCACUUACCUCAUGCUCCAUGCAUUCUGUGUCCUUACAGCUAACGCCUUUCAUCCUCCUUUAUUUAGGGCUAUUUAGCCUAUAAUUCCAUAGGAACGUGGGUGGCGCUGUGGGUUAAACCACAGAGCCUAGGACUUGCCGAUCAGAAGGUCAGCGAUUCGAAUCCCCAUGACGGGGUGAGCUCCUGUUGCUCGGCCCCUGCUCCUGCCAACCUAGCAGUUUGAAAGCACGUCAAAGUGGAAGUAGAUAAAUAGGUACUGCUCUGGCGGGAAAUUGCGCUGCUUUGGUUUGCCAGAAGCGGCUUAGUCAUGCUGGCCACAUGACCUGGAAGCUGUACGCCGGCUCCCUCGGCCAAUAAAGCGAGAUGAGCGCCGCAACCCCAGAGUCGGUCACGACUGGACCUAAUGGUCAGGGGUCCCUUUACCUUUUAACCUAUAAUUCACAAAGCUGUUAAGCCAGAACAUCAGUGCACCAGUCUCCUAAAUGGCUUAAUUAGGUUGUGAAUCAGGUUGUUAAUUGUGCAUUCUAUUAUAAACAAUACUAAGAAACAUUCAGUAGAAGAAUUAGCUGUACAAGAUCACAUUAUUUGACCAAGGUAAUCUUGGAGAAAUAAGAUAAUCUAUGUUUUGAGCAUCAGCGUAAGUUGUUUCGAAGUACACAUAAUACCUGAAAUUAUCAUAUUAGUUACAGUGGUACCUUGGGUUACAGAUGCUUCAGGUUACAGACACUUCAGGUUACAGACGCUUCAGGUUACAGACUGCGCUAACCCAGAAAUAGUACCUCAGGUUAAGAACUUUGCUUCAGGAUGAGAACAGGAAUUGCACGGCAGUGGCAUGGCAGCAGCACAAGGCCCCAUUAGUUAAAGUGGUGCCUCAGGUUAAGAACAGUUUCAGGUUAAGAACAGACCUCCAGAACGAAUUAAGUUUUUAACCCGAGGUACCACUGUAACUUUGUCCUGAAAGCUGUGUGUCAACGUAGCACUGAGUGACUCCUUGCAUGAGUGGAUUGACUUCUGCCUGCACAAUGGGACUCCCCCCUGCCCUCCCCCCCCCUUGCCCGCUAAAUCUGUUCUCUCUGGAGCAGAUUUGGGGGUAGUGCAGGGCAUGUGCAGGGGAAGGAGUGGGGAAAUCCCAUUGUGGGUAGAAAUCAUUUUACUUGUAGAUUUAAGUAGAUACCACCCUACGUUUGGUUGCGGGUCUUUUCUCUCUCUCUCUCUCUCUCUCUCUCUCUCUCUCUCUCUCUCUUUUACAAUUUCCGCUGCAACAAUCAACUGUAAAAGUUGAUAAUGUAAGGAAGAUUUAGCUCUUAUUGCAACUGAUCAAGUAGGCAAUUCACAUAGUGAAGUGGAAUAACAUUUCAAAUAUCCCUACCACUCCCUUUGUACGCCUGUGUGGAGUUUUUGCUAUCUCCAGGGCUAUGCAGGAGCGCCAUACUUUUAGAAAGACCAUGUUCAGCAAGGGAAAAUAUAUUUUUGUCGUCAUUCGCGGUAGGCAGUAGAUGUUUCAGGUAAAUGUUAGUCCAAGACACAUAAAGGAUCUCAGACCUGGUAUGUUCUGAAGCCUGCGCUCGUACAUGUGUAUAGGCUUCUGUGUACAUGAAACGGUAGUAGAAUGUUGGACAGUGCCAUGCCUGUUUCUUAGAAACAAGUCCUGCUGAUUUCUGUGGGCCUUGUUCCUAGUAUGUGUGUACAGUGGUACCUCUGGUUACGUACUUAAUUCAUUCCGGAGGUCCGUUCUUAACCUGAAACUGUUCUUAACCUGAAGUACCACUUUAGCUAAUGGGGCCUCCUGCUGCUGCUGUUGCGCGAUUUCUGUUCUCAUCCUAAAGCAAAGUUCUUAACCCGAGGUACUAUUUCUGGGUUAGCGGAGUCUGUAACUUGAAGUGUCUAUAACCUGAAGCGUCUGUAGCCCAAGGUACGACUGUAACUUAUAUGAUAAUUGCAGGUAUUACGUGUACUUCAAAACAACUUACACUGAAGCUCAAAACAUAGAUCAUCUUAUUUCUCCAAGAUUACCUUGGUCAAAUAAUGUGAUCUUGUACAGCUAAUUCUUCUGCUGAAUGUUUCUUAGUAUUGUUUAUAAUAUACAAUUGUUUAUAAUUAACAAUCUGAUUCACAACCUAAUUAAGCCAUUUAGGACACUGGUGCACUGAUGUUCUGGCUUAACAGCUUUGUGAAUUAUAGGCUAAAUAGCCCUAAAUAAAGGAGGAUGAAAGGCGUUAGCUGUAAGGACACUGAAGCGUAUGUAACCCGAGGUACCACUGUAUAUGAUUGUUACUGGAAAGAAGCAUGUGCUGAUAAAAUUAUGUAUCUUCAGCAAGUCCAUUGGAAUUGAUGAAACUAGAUAGAACACAAAUGAAAUGCUUUCUAAUGUGGAACUCCGUUGACUUGUCAUGAUUAAUAUAUAUAUUCAAUAUGAAUGAAUCAGACCAUCUGGCUAUGUGUCCCAUUAACCUUUUUAUCUUUUAAGGUUGAGCCCAUGUUUGCAAGGCAGCUAUACUACUUUGCACAGCAAAACACCGGACCUUUUCUAAGAGGCUACGAUAUACCAGAACAAGUCACCAGUUCAGAAGACUACCAUCGAGCUCUGCACCAUUCCUCCGUUCCAGAAUAAGCAUGUGAAAAUCGGUGCCUUGAAGCAUCGUGUUGGAUGUCAUGCAUAAUGCAAGAAUCGUUGGUUCACAGCUACGUGUUAUAAGUAAAUGCUUGGAUUUCCCCUGGAAAAUGAACAACAACAACAACAACAUAUAAGUUCAAAAAAUGGUUGUGGUCAAGCCUAAAAAUAUAUUACAAUGGACACAUGCUCUCCUCCC